CUUUACGUGGAGUAAAGAGAAAAAAGGGCGAGCGUAAAGGAUCAGAAACAAGCAGGACACGCGAGAGCGCAAAGACGAGGGAGGAAGGGGAGGGAGGGAGCCACUCGAGACAGCAAGCGAAACCACGAUGGCAGUAUCCACGGCGCCUCCACUCCCGAUCGUGUCCGAGCAGCGCACACCUCAACCCGGGUCGACCGCGGCACGGAGCCCGCAGGCGCGCGGCGGCACGCAGCCGAGUCCGGACGAAUGAGCGGCGGGCAAACAUGAGGGUCAUCUUGGUCCAAAACGCCGGUUUCGUCGCAGCUUUCUCGCCUCGUCGAUGUGAGUCAGUGAUGUUGGCAGCGUUCGGGAGCGCAAGAUGAUGCGAGCGAGCCCCAAAUGACACACGGACAGACCUUACGAGUCGAUUGAGGAGUAGCCCAUGUGAUAAUUUAUGAGUAGAGGCACAUUAUAUACUAUAUACCAUCUUUAAGUCGAACGAGCUUCUGGAUUAAUAUUAUAAUACGUUAUUAUUACGCAAAUAAUAUCCUUUUUUUCAUUGAAAUAAACAUUUUUUGUAGACUUUUGUGUGCUAAGUAGAUGAUUAAAUAGCGUCGUUAACAUGACAGAGUAAACGCUCUGUUGGAUCUUUUUUUAUUUUUAUUUUUUUUUAAAGACAAUCUGGAAACGUUUGCUUCCACGUGGACGAAUAUGACAAGUAGCUUGCGUGUUAUUCCUUGUAAUUUAUUUAUUUAUUAAUAUUAUUAGGCCUAUAAGUAUUACUGUAUAUUAUUAUUAUUUUUGUUUAGUGCAAGAUAGCCGGUGAUAGAAUAACGCGCGAUCCGAUUAGUGAGAUGGAAACCGCGUGCUUGGUGCCGCGCCGGGGGGCGAGCCGCUCCGAGCCCCCCGGCGGAGGCCAGAGCUGCGGGGGCGAGUCCCGUCCUCCGCCGCCGCACGCCGCGCGCUCGCCCGAGGAAUCCCCGACCGGCGACGGCCGGAGGAACCCCGGCGUGAAGAAGCACCACCACAAGCACAACCUCAAGCACCGCUACGAGUUGCUGGAGACGCUGGGGAGAGGCACGUACGGCAAAGUGAAGAAGGCCAUUGAACGCCACUCCGGCAGAGAGGUCGCGAUCAAGUCUAUCCGGAAGGAGAAGAUCAAGGACGAGCAGGACAUGGUUCACAUUCGCCGCGAGAUCGAGAUCAUGUCGUCCCUCCGCCACCCGCACAUCAUCUCAAUAUACGAAGUGUUUGAGAACAAAGACAAGAUCGUGAUCGUCAUGGAGUACGCCAGCAAGGGCGAGCUGUACGACUACAUCAGCGAACGGCGGCGCCUGAGCGAGCGGGAGACGCGACGCUUCUUCCGGCAGAUCGUCUCCGCUGUGCACCAUUGCCAUAAGAAUGGAGUGGUGCACAGGGAUCUCAAACUGGAAAACGUGCUACUGGAUGAAAACUGUAAUAUUAAGAUUGCUGACUUCGGCCUGUCCAACCUCUACCACAAAGACAAGCUGCUGCAAACUUUCUGCGGCAGCCCGCUCUACGCUUCGCCAGAAAUCGUCAACGGGAGGCCGUACCGCGGGCCGGAGGUGGACAGCUGGGCACUGGGGGUGCUGUUGUACACGCUGGUGUACGGAACAAUGCCAUUUGACGGAGGCGACCACAAGAACCUCAUUCGCCAAAUUAGCAACGGUGAAUACAAAGAGCCCACGCAAUCCUCAGAUGCGCGGGGUUUGAUCCGCUGGAUGCUAAUGGUGAACCCGGAGCGCCGAGCCACCGUGGAGGACAUCGCCAAUCACUGGUGGGUGAACUGGGGCUGGAAAAACAGCGUAUGCGACUGCGACGCCCAGCGGGACCGGGGCGGCUCGCCCAUGCUGGCCCGUUUCAUCGACUGGCAGAACCGCACUGAGCCACGCGGUCCUUCCUCCAAGCCGACCGCCUUGCCCCAGCUACUGCGCCAGAGGCCCAAAAAAUAUAAGAAGGAAAAUGUAGAGGAAGUGGGGCAGAAGCACGGUGGCGGCGAAGACAAACCAGGACUGAAGAGGCCCAAGGGCAUCCUCAAGACCAGGGUGUCAGGGGAACAGCAGUCGGCCGGUGCGGAGGAGGGCCAGACGGCCGGGCCUGAGCAGGCAGAAGGCGGUGGCGAGGCCUCGAGUCCAGAUCGAGAAGAAGAAGAGACACCUUUUGGGGGAGGCUCACCGGCAAAGAUGGUGCCCACCCUACCCAAAAAAGGCAUCUUGAAGAACAACCAACAGCGGGAAUCAGGGUACUACUCCUCCCCCGAGCGUAGCGAGUCCUCCGAGCUCCUGGGUGGAGCCAGCAUGACUCUGCUUACCACCUCACCACCCAAGAGAGCCAUGGGAAGAAAGGGCAUUUUGAAACGCAACGGCAAGUACUCCACCUACAGCGGGCCCCCCUCGGCGGCGGCCUUGGCAGCCGCGGGAGCCCUCGGCGAGUCCCCUCCCGCCGCCGACUCGGGCCUAACUCGCAGUCAGAGUCGGCCGUCCAGCAUCGUCGGGGAGGACGGCUCCAACAAGGCCGCCGAGUGGCACCCCUCCACGCCGCACUUGCGGUCCAACAUUAGGGCGUGCGUGUCGGCCGAGAACCUGCUGCACCUGGCCAACUUCACGGGCUUCCAGCCGGCAUCUGCCGCGCUCCAGGGCCCCAAAUUUGGCCGCGGCCCCAGAAGUAAAGGCUCCCCGCAGGACAAUGGCAGCUUUUCGUUGCUUGGGGACCUGGAGGACAUGACUCAGGUGUACCAGCAAGCCCUGGACAUCAGCAGCAACCUCACCUAACACAUGGCACAGGAAGCACAACUCUAAGGGUGCGUGUGUUGUGCGUGUAUGUGUGUGUAUUUACGAGGCAUUAACGACCAGUGUGUUACUGGGAUAUGUAUUUGGUGAGGUUUUCCAAACAGCGGCGAAAUCUUGGUGGAAUUUUUCGGCAAACACACAGGCGGGCACACACUGAUUAGUGUACUAUGGAAGUGUACUGCUGCCACUUAUAUACAAAAGGCUCAGUGUCAUGUAAAAGAGCAUGUUAAAACCCAAGUGUCAUCUCUAUAAACGUUCUAGAAUAGAUAUUGAAAUGAAAAAUACAUAUAACAUUCGCUUCAAUGUCUAUAUGAAAAAAUAAAUAUGAGCGGAGAGCGUGUCAUCCAUGCUCAAAGUUGCGGAAGUGUCAUUCGACAUCCAAGUGGUCGCCAUAUUGGCUGAAUUUACUGCCCGUGACGUCACCCCGAACAUUCGCCAUUGAAAACACGCUGUGGCCCCCAUAUGGGAGACGAACAAACUCCUUCUGACACGGAAGCUAUUUUCGAACAAGAGAACAUUUCACAACUGAUUGAAGUGACCGGGGCAAUAAUACCCUACUGUUUUGAGCCAUAUUUAGAUGAUAUGCGGAUCACUUCUAACUAACAAACAGGAUCCCAAACAGUCUGUAUGAGCCAGCCCGGCCGAAGCCGUGCUCGUCUGCGAGGCACGGCUUUGGCGGCGGCUCGUCCACCCACCUACUAUGGGACAUGGAAGCUCUUUUCAAAGAAGAGAACAUCUCACAAUCGAGCGAAGUGACCUGGGCAAUAUUACCUUAUUGUUUCGAGCCAUAUUUAGAUGAUAUGCGGAUCACGAGCAAACCGCUUGCGGCCAAAACAACUCUCCGUCCGAUCCACCUCAGCACGACGUAGAUGAGCCACCCCGGCUAAAGCCGUGAUCAUGAUACAGCGCCGACAGGCACAUCAACACAUUUAGCACGUCUGACAAUAUCCAGCGACUCCAUCCUCCCGAGUGUUCGAGCACUGGCCAGCAAAACAACGAGCCGGCAUUUUGGCUAACACGAAGUAACAAAAAGCUACCUUCCCGCCGGUAAAACUAAUAGAAACAAAUGAGUCCGCUUGAGCGCGCUACUACCCUGUACGUCACUUCCUGCUUCCUGGAGAGGAUUUUCAUGGCGGGAGUUACAAAAAGCCAUAUACGUCAAAAUCAUUUGUGGUAAAAAAUGGAUGUUUUUCUUCAUUCAUAACAUACUAAAAAUCACUCGUUUCAUGACAGUGGCGUUUUAAGUUUGUGUGAGGUGUUUAUUACAACAACAAUUCAAGUUAUAGCUUGAAUUUAUCAUGGUAUUUAAAAGUAUGACGUGAGCCACCGCAAUCUAGACUAAUCCCAUUUUGUUUUGGAGCACUGAAGCGAUUUAUCAUUACCAAUUAAUUUUUUUAACUUGAAAAUAUAUCUUGAAAGAAACAUGAUUAAUUAAUGUUUCAAAGAUAUAUUUUUACAACAAAAACCAGGAGUGAAACUGAGCUUUUUUGUGUUUGUUUGUGAGGCAGCAAUACGCUCCCGUAGUGCACUCGAGUGCACUUCUCAGGCCAGUGGAAAAUCCAUCAGAGCUUUUUGUGAACAGAAUCGCGCACAAAACACCACCCAAGCGUGUUUCUCAGCCCCCCCCCAUGCCUUCCCCGCAUUGUCACCUCGCUGCGCUUCCACGUUUACACACUUGACAUGAAGCGCAAAAUUACACCCCCACUCCCCUCCCCCGUCACACACACACACACACACACACACACAAAUCUGGUCGUCCGUUUACAAAAGCACCUUAAAAUCUCACGCAGCACAAAGGCUUUUGUGAUCUUGACUUCCUUUUUUUUUUUUCCUUUUAUGUUUUUGGAAGACAGAAUGAAAAAAAAAACUAAACAGAAAGAAACAAACCAGGGUCUUAUUCCAAAAUGUUGCUGAUUUAUUUAUUGUUUGCAUCGCUUGUUUGUUGUUGUGCAAAACUUGACCGGCGUUUGCUGUUACUGGAGUCCGGACUAUGUGCAGAUCUGACGUAUAGAAUUGUUAUUAAAUGAUAAAACCGACACUAUAUAAAUGUCUGUGCAUUGCCAUUAUGGAUACAUUAUGGAUACAUCCCAAUAGUGAUGAAACUCAGAAUGGGAACGCAAAUGUCGUUCACAUCAUCGCGAUCGUAUCCUCCCCCGAUUGUGUAUGACACUUGGAUGUGGCUUUUUAUGCAAAACACCAAAAAAAUUACAUCAUUUUCAGCAAAAUGAAGCCAAAUUGUGCAUAUCUGUGAUGUUGGUGUGGAGCGACUCACCUGCGCUCUUUUGCCUCGGUUCGUUUUGGUUUGGUUUGUGUGGCUGCCCCCUAGAGGCCUGGAGAUGUACGCGCUAUCAGGAUGCAUUUCUGAUAAUUUGCCGUAUUGCAUUAUUUAAAGUCGUGAUUAACUGUGUGUUUCGUUUUUUUUCCAAAGACUUUGCAGUCCUCGGCAUGGUUGUGGUUCUACCUAAAGCGUCAUCGGUAUGGCUAAACCAGGAGUCCGUAACCAAUGACGACGAUAUCGUUUAAACUGGUCUGCCUUGCCGUUGCCAAACAAACAAAACCUCAGAGGAAUAAUAACCACCAUUUAGUUGAUUGUCACAUCGUUUUUAGCCCACUGAGAAUUAGAGUGGGCCAACUCCGUUCAGCGGGAUAGUGGGCCAGGUCCAAUCGAUUCCACAAACGAUGACAAUGCUCGUCUAGACCACAGGUGUCAAACUCAAGGCUCGGGGGCCAUAUCCGGCCCACCACUUGAAUUUAUGUGGCCCGCAAAGGCAAAUCAUGUGUGUCAACUUCCAUGAUUCUUGUUCAAAUCUGCACCAAAAUUUCACAUUGUCAUUAUCAUAAAUGAUAACGUUGAGAUAUUGCGACCCCAUAACGGCCCUUUGAGGGAAACUACAAUGUGGCCCGUGACAAAAAAAAGAGUUUGACACCCCUGGGCUAGACUAACUUGCAGAUGCAUAGGCAGUCAAUCUUGAUAAGAAAUGCAAUCAACCAUUGCCCCGUGUGCCAAAACUGGAACCAAACAUUGAUUUAAAACUAUUGAUCUGAAGUAUAUGACUACUCUUGUCAUAAUUUCUCCAAUUGACUUGACCAGUGAGCAAAACUGAGUUAGCCCACUUUACUACUCAGCGGCUCAACCCCGAGCUAAGCUAAGCUAUCGGGCGGUUUGUUUAAACUGUUGCUGACGAAGCCAAAUGCGAGACCUCGCCCCCCCCCCGCCCCCGACUGUGUACACUGGUCUGCUAUGUCGAGCGAGCACAAUUAGCCAGCUAUUGUUUGAGAGGAAGUCGAAACGAAGGGAAAAGAGGAAAGUCGAAGAGAGAGCCGAGAGGAAUGUUCGGGUAAUUUUUUUUUUUUUUUUUUUGCAGAAGGAUUUGUGAGGUCGUUGUAAUAGAUUAGCGAAAGUGAGCGAGAAAGUAGACGGAAUGUUCUCCAACCAAAGAUGUAAGCGAGCUUUGACAUAAUUCACGGGAGCGAGGGAGUAACGAGGACACCUCCGGGAAUCCCCAGCCGCCGCUGGCGUUUGAAAUCAUCCCGGGGGUGGGAGGGGGGUUGGCCUUACCUCACGUUUUGUUGUGUUCCCACCCUCACCUGGAGGCUGUUGGUACGGCUUUAAAAGCGCAAACGGGAGACAUUUGAUUGACACCAUCCCUAAAAAAAAAAAACGGUUUGGGAAUGAUGUGACUGGAAAAGCACGUGGUGACGGCGAGGAAAUCAAACCUGCGUUGAAUGAAUGUUGUUGGUGUGAAAGAAGGUUCCUGGGGUGCUGGUCCAAAAAAGACUCAGUGCGAAUUGUAUUGCAUUCUUUUGCCUUUUUUUUUUAAUCCUUAUCGUUAACUGGAUUUACAGUGAUCAGAUUAUACUAUGUUAGUAUUUUUUCUCGUAUUAUGUAUGCUUCUGUUUUUGAUUUUACAAAAUAUAAGAACUUUUUUUUCCCUCUUUCUUUUAUAGCACAGCUGGAAAUGCGUUUCUUUUAAAUUCCGAUAACGGUUUUCCACUUUGUUGGGUCGCUACCACCUUGAGUAAACCAAAAAUAAUAAUAUAUGUGUUUUGUUUUUUGUUUUUUUAAUUUACCUAAGUCCGUGUGUCCAAAAUGCUGGAAGAACAAAGACGAUGGCAACGUGUGAUUAUGAAACUGGAAUAGUAUCUGUUAGUGAGCAUAAAAGUGGAAUCAUAGGAAAACUUGACUGGAUAUUGUUAUGACAAUAAUAAGAAUAAAUUAGUAUUAUGUUAUUUAAGGAUUCUUUUUUUUCCCCUCUUGAGGCUCAUUACUCUUAUUGCCAUGAUUUUUAUUUUAUUUUAUUUUUGGGUUAUCCUGGACUGCCAAAAUGGAUUAAGAUGUGUGCCUUUGUUAUCUUUUAUGGAUUUUUUUUUUCAACGAUAAUGCAAAUGAUUAUCUAUGUGUUUUUAUUUUUUACUUGUAUUUAUUGGUGAUCAAGCCAUUUACAGUCAUGCUUUUUAGCCAUUUUUGGGAAACAAUGCACGUUUUUGCAUCAGCAUCAUCUCAUUGUCGGAACUGUGCAACUCCUGUCGGGGGGAAAAAAUGUUUUUAAUCUCUUCGGUCAUUGCUCAGCAUAUUAUCUGUGCUGAAACAAUAAAUCACAAAUCAAUAAAGAGAUCUGGAACGACAA
This is a messenger RNA of Syngnathoides biaculeatus (alligator pipefish), 7417 nucleotides long. RefSeq names its product NUAK family, SNF1-like kinase, 1b (gene nuak1b). NCBI's taxonomy places the organism in Eukaryota, Metazoa, Chordata, Actinopteri, Syngnathiformes, Syngnathidae. Gene Ontology annotation, biological process: protein phosphorylation; microtubule cytoskeleton organization; intracellular signal transduction. The record is from RefSeq and is a predicted model, not a curated record. Gene Ontology annotation, cellular component: cytoplasm. Gene Ontology annotation, molecular function: tau-protein kinase activity; protein serine/threonine kinase activity; ATP binding. The transcript is spliced from 7 exons. Bases 834 to 2771 code for a protein of 645 amino acids.